GCCGGCCGCGCGUUGCGACAGAGCCGUAAAGGCACGCGGGGGCGACAGCAUGGCGCUGUACGCUGCCGCCGCGGCCGUGCUGGCGGGCGUGGAGAACCGCCAGGGCUCCAUUAAAGCGCUGGUGUACGGGAGCAACUUCCAGAACGUGAAGCCGCUGUACGCGCUGGUGUGCGAGACGCAGCGCUACGCCGCCGUGCUGGACGCUGUCAUCGCCCGCGCCGGCCUCCUCCGCGCCGAGAAGAAGCUGCGGCCGCACCUGGCCCGGGUGCUAGUGUAUGAGUUGUUGCUGGGAAAGGGCUUUCGAGGGGCCGGGGGCCGCUGGAAGCCCCUGCUGAGCCGGCACCAGGCGAGGCUGAAGGCCGAGCUGGCGAGGCUCAAGGUUCGCCAGGGCGUGAGCCGGAACGAGGACUUGCUGGAGGUGGGGUCGAGGCCCGGCCCAGUCUCCCAGGUGCCUCGAUUUGUGCGAGUGAACACUCUCAAGACCUGCUGUGGCGACGCCAUUGAUUAUUUCAAGAGACAGGGUUUCUCCUACCAGGGCCAGGCUUCCAGCCUGGAGGACUUGAGGGCCCUUAAGGGGAAGCACUUUCUUCUGGACCCCUUGUUGCCGGAGCUGCUUGUGUUUCCUGCCCAAACAGAUCUGCAUGAACACCCUCUGUACCUUGCAGGUCACCUCAUCUUGCAGGACAAGGCCAGCUGCCUCCCAGCCACCCUGCUGGCACCGCCACCAGGUUCUCACGUCAUUGACGCAUGUGCUGCCCCAGGCAACAAGACCAGUCACUUGGCAGCUCUUCUCAAGAACCAGGGAAAGAUCUUUGCCUUUGACCUGGAUGCCAAGCGGCUGGCAUCAAUGGCCACUCUGCUGGCCCGGGCUGGUGUGUCGUGCUGUGAGUUAGCUGAGAUCGACUUCCUGACCGUGUCGCCCACGGACCAGCGUUAUGAUCGCGUCCAGUACAUCCUGCUGGAUCCUUCUUGUAGUGGCUCUGGGAUGCUGAGCAGGCCACUGGAGGAGCAGGGGUCAGGUACACCUAGCCAGGAGCGUUUGCGUGCCCUGGCGGGCUUCCAGCAGCGGGCACUGUGCCAUGCACUCUCGUUCCCCUUCCUGCGACGCUUGGUCUACUCAACAUGCUCCCUUUGCCAGGAAGAGAAUGAAGAUGUGGUCCGAGACGCCCUGCAGCAGAACCCAGGGUUCAGGCUAGCUCCUGUCCUGCCCUCCUGGCCCCACCGGGGUCUCAGCACCUUCCCAGGUGCUGAGCACUGCCUCCGAGCCUCCCCUGAGACCACACUUACUGGUGGCUUCUUCGUUGCUGUGUUUGAACGGGCAGAGGUGCCAAGACCACAAGACAGAAGGGAAUAACCCAGGACCUAACUCGAGGUUAUACGUGGAGGCGCCACGUCACCAGAGCACUGACCUAGACAGGUCUUGUCUAAUGGAGAUGCACCAUGCUCACUCACCAGCUGCGAGGAGGAGACUCUCUGCCCCUGGCCCCGGGAGGCUGCACACUACACCUGGACUACUGUCUGAGGAAGUGCAGUAAGAGGUUGCACACUGGCAGUACCCCGAAGGCCUGGGCCUGUGACAUUCAACUGACCCUGGAAACCCACGUGGAGGAACUUACCUUAUUUGGGGCUGUGGUCUAGUAAGCCACACUGCAGAUACCUCGCAGGGUGGUCCUCUCAUUUACAGAUGAUGACAGCAAGGCUCAAAGCAGUCCUAAGACUGGGCUUCGAGUGGAGCCCGACCCAUGCUGCCUUCCCAGUUUUACUCGAGGCAGCAGCAACUUUAGACUGACAGAGAAGCACGAGGCUGGGCUUCAUCCCGAGGGCCAACACUGCACGGUGCUUACCUGGGAG
This is a messenger RNA of Marmota monax (woodchuck), 1851 nucleotides long. RefSeq names its product NOP2/Sun RNA methyltransferase 5 (gene Nsun5). The record is from RefSeq and is a predicted model, not a curated record. Gene Ontology annotation, molecular function: methyltransferase activity. The coding region runs from base 50 to 1354 and encodes 434 amino acids. Gene Ontology annotation, cellular component: nucleolus. Gene Ontology annotation, biological process: rRNA base methylation. The transcript is spliced from 10 exons. NCBI's taxonomy places the organism in Eukaryota, Metazoa, Chordata, Mammalia, Rodentia, Sciuridae.